Molecule: messenger RNA, 2990 nt
Organism: Hemibagrus wyckioides
Lineage: Eukaryota; Metazoa; Chordata; Actinopteri; Siluriformes; Bagridae
Gene: hspa4b
Product: heat shock protein 4b
Exons: 19
Coding region: 197-2719 (840 amino acids)
Biological process (GO): protein folding
Cellular component (GO): cytosol; nucleus
Molecular function (GO): ATP-dependent protein folding chaperone; ATP binding
Source: RefSeq, a predicted model, not a curated record
CAGUUUUCCCCCCCCCAACCGUCAGCUUGCCACCGGCUUUAGCGCAUCCCGUGAAUAAGGGUUGGGAUGAGGAAUUAAAACACUUCAGCAUUUUUGUAUGAUAAGCUGCUCGAACCUUCGUCGUCGUUAGCGUGUAGCCUGGCGCUUCGGUAUUUGUAUUAGCUGUAGUAUUAUUACUGUUAAUUAUUUUUUAAAGAUGUCUGUGGUGGGAUUCGAUGUCGGGUUUAUGAACUGCUAUAUCGCGGUUGCGCGAGCCGGAGGCAUUGAGACUAUAGCGAAUGAAUACAGUGACCGGUGCACACCAGCAUGUGUGUCAUUUGGCCCCAGGAAUCGAUCCAUCGGUGCGGCCGCAAAAAGCCAGGUGGUGACUAACUGUAAGAACACCGUCCAGGGAUUCAAGCGUUUCCAUGGCCGCGCUUUCUCAGACCCGUUUGUUCAGAACAUGAAAUCCAGUCUCGUUUAUGAACUUUCACAAAUGCCGACGGGGACAACGGGAAUUAAGGUUACAUACAUGGAGGAGGAGAAGGUGUUCAGCAUUGAGCAGAUCACAGCCAUGCUUCUUACCAAACUGAAAGAGACAGCUGAGAGCGCUUUGAAAAAGCCUGUGGCCGACUGCGUCAUUUCAAUUCCUUGCUACUACACGGAUGCUGAGAGGAGGUCAGUCAUUGAUGCAGCUCAGAUCGCUGGACUCAACUGUUUGAGGCUCAUGAAUGAAACCACAGCAGUGGCUCUGGCAUAUGGGAUUUACAAGCAGGACCUGCCAGCCCCAGAGGAGAUGCCCAGGACUGUGGUGUUUGUGGAUCUCGGUCACUCAGGCUACCAGGUUUCUGUGUGUGCCUUUAACAAAGGCAAGCUGAAGGUUCUUGCAACAGCCUUUGAUGCACAGUUGGGAGGUAAAGACUUUGAUGAGGUGCUUGUGAACUAUUUCUGUGAGGAGUUUGCAAAGAAGUACAAGCUGGAUGUAAAGUCCAAGCCCAGGGCUCUGGUUCGCCUCUUCCAGGAGUGUGAAAAACUCAAAAAGCUUAUGAGUGCCAAUUCCUCUGACCUGCCCCUCAAUAUUGAGUGUUUCAUGAAUGAUAUUGACGUCUCUGGACGCCUCAACAGAGGUCAGUUUGAAGAGAUGUGUGCUGACAUUCUGGCCAGAGUAGAGACUCCACUGCGCAGUAUAAUGGAACAAGCUAACUUGAAGAACGACGACAUCUACGCCGUAGAAAUAGUGGGAGGUGCUUCAAGAAUACCGGCUGUUAAAGAGCAAAUCAGCAAAUUCUUCGGGAAGGAACUGAGCACAACCCUGAAUGCAGAUGAAGCCGUGGCUAGAGGAUGUGCCCUUCAGUGUGCAAUUUUGUCUCCUGCCUUCAAAGUUCGUGAUUUUUCCAUAACAGAUGUAGUCCCUUAUCCAAUCUCUUUGAAAUGGAACUCGGCAGCAGAGGAUGGCGUAAGUGAAUGUGAAGUGUUCCCAAAGAACCACGCAGCUCCAUUCUCCAAAGUGCUAACCUUCUACCGGAAAGAGCCCUUUUCUCUGGAAGCCUACUACAAUAGCCCUAAAGAGCUACCGUACCCUGAUCCCACAAUAGGACAAUACAUGAUCCAGAAGGUUGUGCCCCAAGCCACGGGUGAGAGCUCUAAAGUGAAGGUCAAAGUGAGGAUGAACAUCCAUGGAAUCUUCAGCGUGUCCAGCGCUUCACUGGUGGAGGUGCUGAAGAGCGAGGAAUCCGAGGAGCCCAUGGACACAGAACAGACCACAUCACCAACCACAGAGAAAGAGGAAGAGAACAAAAUGCAGGUGGAUGAAGAUCAGCAGAAGGCCCAGGAAGAUGGAGAGAAGAAAGCAGAGACAGAGGAGAUGGAAACAUCACCAGAGGAAGGCAAACAAGAAAAGAAGGUAGAUCAGCCUCCACAAGCUAAAAAAGCAAAAGUGAAGACAAAAGUCCUGGAUCUGCCCAUUGAAAACAAUCCACAGUGGCAGUUAGCGAUUGAAAUGCUCAACCUGUUUGUGGAAAAUGAGGGAAAGAUGAUCAUGCAGGACAAACUGGAAAAAGAGCGAAAUGAUGCUAAGAACAACCUGGAGGAGUACGUCUACGAAAUGAGAGACAAACUGCACGGGAUUUAUGAGAAGUUCAUCAAUGAAAGUGACAGGGACACGCUCUCAUUAAAACUGGAGGACACAGAAAACUGGCUGUACGAGGACGGAGAGGACCAACCUAAACAAGUGUACAUUGACAAACUGGAUGAAUUAAAGAAACUGGGCCAACCCAUUCAAGACAGAUACACAGAGUACGAGGAGCGGCCAAAAGCUUUUGAUGAGCUGGGAAAACAGCUUCAGCAGUACAUGAAGAUUGUUGAGGCCUUCAAGAUGAAGGAGGAGCAGUAUGAGCAUCUGGAGGAGGCUGAUAUUCAAAAAGUUGAUAAAAUGGUGAGUGAAGUUAUGAUCUGGAUGAACAGCAAAAUGAACCAGCAGAGCAAACAGUGUCUCACCGUCGAUCCAGUGGUGAAAGCUGCAGAGAUUACAGCGAAAACGAGGGAGCUGUUCUCAAGCUGCAACCCGAUCGUGACCAAACCCAAACCUAAAGUAGAAUUGCCAAAAGAGGACAAACCAGCAGAAAAGAACGGACCAGUCAACGGGCAGGAAAACCCCGAGGCUGAGCCCACUGCCAAUGACGAAGCACCCACGGACGGGACAGAAGGCACCGACUCGAAACCCGACAUGGAUCUCGACUAAGAGGACUGUGAGGCUUCCCAGUCGCUGUUCCGGUCAUUCCAUCUUCCCUGCCAUGGGGUUGUUUUGACAGUCCGAAUCAUUAGUGGAUAAAUGGUGCAUGUCCUUUCUUUUCUUUAAAAAAAAUAAAAUAAAUAAAUACAGCAUAAUGCAAUAAAAUUGUUCAUUGCCAUCCAUGCUGUGUGCACAUAUGAUUGAGUAUAUGUGAUGUAUUCUAAAAUAUUUGGGUCUGUGGCAACUGUUGAGUUUUAAUAAAUAUGGACUUUAAAUUGUG